Girardinichthys multiradiatus is the source of this 4656-nucleotide messenger RNA. It is a transcript of the gene farp2, whose product is annotated as FERM, RhoGEF and pleckstrin domain protein 2. The coding region runs from base 180 to 3383 and encodes 1067 amino acids. The record is from RefSeq and is a predicted model, not a curated record. The transcript has 28 exons. Gene Ontology annotation, cellular component: cytoskeleton. Lineage: Eukaryota; Metazoa; Chordata; Actinopteri; Cyprinodontiformes; Goodeidae. Gene Ontology annotation, molecular function: guanyl-nucleotide exchange factor activity; cytoskeletal protein binding.
CACAUCUGAGCCAAUGACAGGACGAACGCGACGGUUUCAGCCAAUGGCAGAGCAGUAUGAGUGCAUUCUAGUUUAGACGAUGAAGACAACCAUGGACUGCAGCGGUGUCCUGCUCGUUGUUACAAAGUUUUAACGUUUAACGUUCCAGCAAGAUACGGAGCUGGUGGCUCAGAGGAAUAAUGGGGGAAAUGGAAGGAUCAUAUCGGGUACUUCAGACCCCCGGCACAAGGCUGGGAGCCCAAUUCAAUGCUGGUAUCAGCACCUUGGAGCCUGGCCAAAGCCUCAGUGGCAACGCGGUCAGCAGGAGCAAAAGCCACGGGAGAGGCCUGCAGAUCCGUGUGCAGGGACUGGACGACUCCCAGGAGUUCUUUGACGUAGACCCAAAAUCGCCUGGACAGAUCCUCCUUUCUGAGGUUUUCCACAGAGGCAACCUCAUUGAGAGUGAUUACUUUGGCCUGGAGUUUCAGAACAUGCAGAUGAACUGGGUUUGGUUGGAACCAGUAAAACCCAUUGCAAGACAAGCCAGAAGACCCGCAAAUACCCUGUUUCGACUUUCUGUGAAGUUCUUUCCCCCUGACCCCGGUCAGCUGCAGGAAGAGUACACCAGGUAUUUAUUCUCCCUGCAGAUAAAGAGAGAUCUGAUGGAGGGCAGGUUGAUCUGUACAGAAAAUACUGGAGCACUGCUGGCCUCACAUCUUGUUCAGUCGGAGAUUGGAGACUAUGAUGACGGUGCUGCAGACAGGGAGUUCCUGAGAGCAAACAAGCUAUUGCCUUACCAAGACAAAGUGGACGAGAGAAUCAUGGAGCUCCACCGCAGACACCUCGGUCAGACUCCGGCUGAAUCAGAUUUCCAGAUUCUGGAGAUUGCCCGAAAACUGGAAAUGUACGGUGUCCGCUUUCACCCAGCAGCUGACCGAGAGGGCUCCAAGAUCAAUCUGACUGUUGCUCAUAUGGGCCUUCAGGUCUUUCAGGGCAACACAAAAAUAAACACCUUCAACUGGUCCAAGAUUCGCAAACUGAGCUUCAAGAGAAAACGGUUCCUCAUCAAACUCCACCCAGAAGUCCAUGGACCCCAUCAAGAUAUUCUUGAGUUUAUGAUGGCCAGUCGAGACCAGUGUAAAAACUUUUGGAAGAUCUGUGUGGAGUACCACUCGUUUUUCCGCUUGCUUGACCAACCGGAACCCAAAACCAAAGCAAUCCUCUUCACACGAGGUUCCUCCUUCAGAUAUAGUGGAAGGACCCAGAAACAGCUUGUGGAAUAUGUUCGGGAAAACGGAGCAAAGAAAACCUCUUAUCAGAGGAGGAACAGUAAAGUAAGAAUGUCUGCUCGCUCCUUUACAUCUGAUGUGCCAAAACAGACCUUGUCAUUCACUGACAGUCCCAGGGCCCCAUACUCCCUUUCCUCCACCACUGAGUCCUUCCUCCCUGCACACAUGACUAGGAUUUUUCCACGAACGGAGCUGCCACCUCAGCUCCAACCUUUAACCGCAUUGAGCCCGUCUCCAGCACCUCCCCAGCAGCAACAGCAGCAGCCGCAGUCCCCCUCAGGAGCAGCUACACCCCCCAGCCCACUGAAGGAAGACCCAGUCAUGGCUGUUCCCCCAUCACACUUCUCGUUUCAAGAUUCAGUAAUCGACAAUCCUCAGCUCUCGCCUCUCACCUCCAAGGGUCCCCUCUGCUUGUCGCCCUCCUUCCAGAUGUCAACCCUCAGCCUGCCCAGCCAGACCCCGUCUCCACUGCAGAGCCCCAUUCUGAGCGAGGUGGGCAGCACUGCCAGGCUAGAGGAGGAAGAGGAUGGCAGGAGGAAGCGAUAUCCCACCGACAAGGCCUACUUCAUUGCCAAAGAGAUUCUGACCACAGAGCGAACAUACUUGAAAGACUUGGAGGUCAUCACUGUGUGGUUCCGUAGUGCUGUGAUCAAAGAAAAUGCCAUGCCCGAGGGCCUCAUGACGCUUCUCUUCUCCAACAUCGACCCCAUCUACGAGUUCCACCGAGGAUUUCUAAAGGAGUUAGACCAGAGGCUGGCUCUCUGGGAGGGGCGAUCGAAUGCCCAUGUCAAAGGUGAUUACCAGAGGAUUGGUGACGUGAUGCUGAAGAACAUGUGUGUUCUUAAGGAAUUCACCAGCUACCUACAGAAGCAUGACGAAGUCUUAACAGAGCUAGAGAAAUCCUCCAAGAGGCUUAAGAAGCUGGAGACUGUCUACAAAGAGUUUGAACUGCAGAAGGUGUGCUACCUGCCCCUGAACACAUUCCUGCUGAAGCCCAUCCAGCGCCUCAUGCACUACAAGCUCAUACUGGAGAGACUAUGCAAGCAUUAUUCCCCUGCUCACCGUGAUUAUGAAGACUGCAAGGAAGCCCUGAAGGAGGUGGCGGAGAUCGCCACUCAGCUUCAGAGCAGCCUCAUUCGACUGGAGAACUUCCAGAAGCUAACGGAGCUGCAGAGAGACCUGAUCGGGAUCGAGAACCUAACAGCACCGGGCAGAGAGUUCAUCCGGGAGGGCUGUCUGUACAAGCUCACCAAGAAGGGGCUGCAGCACAGGAUGUUCUUCCUGUUCUCAGACAUGCUCCUCUACACCAGCAAAGGUGUUACAGCAACCAAUCAGUUCAAAGUACAUGGACAGCUGCCACUUAAUGGGAUGAUUCUUAUAGUGCUGGAUGCACCGGUUGAGGAAAGUGAAAACGAAUGGUCAGUCCCGCACUGUUUUACCAUUUACUCUGCUCAAAGGACCAUUGUGGUGGCUGCCAGCUCGAAGGUAGAGAUGGGGAAAUGGAUCGAGGAUCUGAACAUUGCCAUUGACCUGGCUAAGAAGUCUCAGGAGAAAUCUGGCAUUUUCCUCGAUCCCGGCCUCAGUGAUCACUCCAACCGAUCAUCUGAUGAGGUUUCUCUGGAGCAGGAAUCAGAGGAUGACAUGAACUCCUCCCGCACUUCACUUGACAAGCAGACGCACCAUCGUGCCAACACAACCGUGCAUGUGUGCUGGCACCGCAACACCAGUGUGUCUAUGUCUGAUCACAGCCUGGCUGUGGAGAACCAGCUGUCGGGCUACCUGCUGAGGAAGUUCAAGAACAGUAAUGGCUGGCAGAAACUUUGGGUCGUGUUCACCAACUUCUGCUUGUUCUUCUACAAGACUCACCAGGACGACUUCCCCUUGGCCAGCCUCCCGCUGCUCGGCUACACGGUCAGCACCCCCGAUGAGUCGGACAGCAUUCACAAGGAGUACGUCUUCAAGCUGCAGUUCAAGUCGCAUGUUUACUUCUUCAGAGCUGAGAGCGAGUACACCUUUGAGAGAUGGAUGGAGGUGAUCAAGAGUGCAGCGAGCACCAUGGGCCGGAUGAGCCUGCUCAUACCUAAAGGUGGUCCUGUGGAGAUCAAUGGAAACUAAAUGAAGCAUUAUGGAUCCAGAGGCUGGGCCUCUAGGAAAUCACAUUGUGUUAUUUCUGAGUUCAAUAUGGGAAAAUAACAACUGGAGACUGAAUGAUACUGCCAGAUUAAGUGUUUUUCAGCUUCUUCCUAACGUGUGUGUAUUUUUUCCUAUUAGUUAUAUAAAUAGUAACACACAUUUCAGUAUAAGGGAUAUAAUGAAAGGGAGGUGUGUACAUUAUGAUGUUUUUGUGACUUUUUUGCAUGUGUAAUGCUUAGUUUGUUUCACACAGACUGAAGGCCAAUCCAGUUUUAUGGGACCAGCCACAUUUUAAAGGGCUCAAAUUUCUGCUUUUGAACGGAUGUCACACAUCAUGAUGGAGGCUUUUUUUGGUGCAGGUUUGGGAUGCAGAUGAAACACAGUAUGUUGGGCAUGAAGGUACAGCUAGUAUGUGCUCUGUGUAGUAUGUUAGAGUUAAGUUGUGUUUGAGUGCAAACUCUGAAGGCGAGAAGAAAGUGAAAGAAAUGCGGAACAAAGUCGAGGGACGAGACGUUUGGAAGUUGUCAAUCUCAUGCUGCCGAGUCUGAGCAACUAAAAUUGCUGGAAUAAGCAGGAUGUUAUAAGGGUGUAUGUGUUUCCUAAUAGAGUGACACUAAGUGUUUCAGUUAUUUAAAGGGUAGAUAUUCUGCUUUAUAAUCCUUAUUCAGUUGCAUUAUGGUCGAUUGGGUGCUAUUUUUCUCUCUGCUAUCAACUCUAACUGAAUGCUGUUGUAGUUUACAUAGGGAUAACAUCUCAGCAACAUACUGUGCAGGGCUUCCUCUGUGUGAAGAUUUUCCCUUUUUAAAAGCAAAGCUGAAGAACAUGUUUUGAUCUCUUCCUGUCAGGCUGCUUUAGAUAAACAGGAGUUGACUCAAAGGAGGUACGACUGAAGAGCUGAUUUAGUUUGGUACAUUAAUAAUGGUACUGUUUGGUAUAUAUUUUCUGUGAAGACUGGAAACUGUAUCCUCUGUGUGUGUGUGUUUGUGUGUGUGUGUUUGUGUGUGUGUGUGUUUGUGUGUGUGGAGAGGGGAGAUCAUACCCAUGUACUCUUAUGUGAUCUUGCCCCUCCUCUGGAGCCUCUAAAGAAAGUGAUGGUAGAAGUGUUCAGCCCAUUUGUCAUUUCUGCAUCUGUUGCCCAGGUAACAACCAGCAUGUCUCUCCUAUUUAUUGUCAUCAGCAUCGUGUUUCUGAAUGCCCUCAUAUAGACUUCAAGUUAUUCCAUUGAAGACAACAAAUAAAACAGAAUUUGACUAAA